This is a messenger RNA of Triticum aestivum (bread wheat), 1248 nucleotides long. Its product is annotated as putative receptor-like protein kinase At4g00960. The transcript has 6 exons. Gene Ontology annotation, molecular function: ATP binding; protein kinase activity. The annotation marks the transcript as partial. The record is from RefSeq and is a predicted model, not a curated record. Lineage: Eukaryota; Viridiplantae; Streptophyta; Magnoliopsida; Poales; Poaceae. Gene Ontology annotation, biological process: protein phosphorylation.
AUGGAUCUCCGAGGUGGUGUAACACAAAUCGAGCUGGAGUACAUGGUACACGAUGAAGAUGCAGAGCCCAUUGCCCUGCCAUUCCCACUUUUGGAGAAACUCACAGAUUAUUUUUCUGACGAGUUGAUAAUUGGAAGAGGUGGCUUUGCGGUGGUUUAUAAGGCAGUGCUUGAUAAUGGCACCGUCGCUGUAAAGAGGCUGUUCAAUACGCACAUGCAUGAGGAACAAUUCCAGGGUGAGGUGGAAUGUCUCAUGAAGGUGAAGCACAAAAACAUUGUACGGUUUCUGGGAUAUUGCGCCGACACACAAGGGAAUAUUUCGGACUACAAAGGGAAAAUGGUUAUGGCGGAUGUACAGCAGCGGCUGCUCUACUUUGAAUAUCUACCCAAAGGAAGUCUUGAUGGUUAUAUAACAGAUUCACCUGGAGAACUUAACUGGAGAAAGCGAUACGAUAUGAUAAAGGGGGUCUGUGAAGGGUUACAUUAUCUUCACCAGAAUAAUAUUCUGCACUUGGAUCUAACACCCGGAAAUAUAUUACUGGAUGAGGAUAUGAUGCCGAAAAUUACUGAUUUCGGAUUGUCAAGGUGUUUUGAGGAAGACCAAACAGGGGUCAUUACUAAAAAUGUGGCUGGAACGAGGGGAUAUUUGGCGCCGGAAUGCUAUAACAAGGAAAUCAUACUCACGCACAAGUUUGACUUAUAUAGUCUUGGUGCUAUAAUAAUAGAGAUAUUGACCGGAAAGAAGGGGUGUCAAGUUACUAUUGAGAAUGUACUUCAAGUGAAGAUUGGGAUGGAGUGCACAGAAGUCGAUCCGGCAAAGAGACCAGCUACUGGUGGGACAAGAGAGCUUCUUCUCGUUCACCCGUGCGUGCUUUGCUUCCCCUUUGAGCCCAACAAGGCUAUGACGUGCCCGCUGCAGCUAACAAAUAACACCGAUAAGCAUGUUGCAUUUAGGCUUAUGGAUAAUAGCAUGGAGUCUUCCUUCCUAAGGCUGCCAUUGUAUGACGUUGUGCCACCUAACACACCUUAUACUCUCAUCGUGACAACACAAGAGAAAGAAGAUCUACCACGAAAGUAUAUCAUAGAUGUGAUCCUCCAAAGUGCUACAUUAAUAUUGGGGGAUGAUGAUCAUAUAAACACUUUUCGAAGCCAGCCAGACAAGUUUUUUCAAGGGACAGGGAAUGAUGUACAGGAGGUGAAACGGAAAGCACUUUAUACCUUGACACACAUCGCAACGUCAUUCUCGAAG